Molecule: messenger RNA, 609 nt
Organism: Triticum turgidum subsp. durum (durum wheat)
Lineage: Eukaryota; Viridiplantae; Streptophyta; Magnoliopsida; Poales; Poaceae
Source: the annotation of a GenBank genome assembly
AUGGCACAAGGCGAAUGCCACUGCUCGUGGUCGUCGUUCAUGAAGCUUGUCGGAUUCUUUGUGCUGUUUUUCGGUUGCACGGCAGCGGUACUAUUUCUUAUUCUGUGGCCAAUGGUGUCGUCACGAGGCCCCGAGUACACCGUGGCCAUCACCAGCGUCGACGGCCUGGACCCGGCCCGGGAUCUCCACGGCGACCGGCCGGCGCUCAGCCCGGUGUUCGGCAUCACCGUGCACGUCGACAACACCCGCGAGAAGGUCCUCCGGGCGUGCGUCGGCGUGGACUCCUUCGCGGUCGUGUCGUACGGGGACGUGCUGCUCGGCAGGGGCAGCGUGCCGUCGUUCUGCGCCGAGAAAUUAGGGGUGUGCGAGGUCGCCGCCACGGCGUGGGGCAUGGACGUGCACCUGCCUCACUUCCUGCGGGACCGGCUGGCCGGCGAGCUGGAGAGGGGCCAGGUGGUGGUGGACGUGACGGUGAGGAGCCCCGGGGGCGACGGGUGUUACAUCAACGGAUGCCUGGACAAGGUGAUUAUCUGCAAGGCCAAGAUCGGAGGGGGUCCAUCCCGGUGUUUUGUUACGGAGACUGCCAGCGGCACUACUACGAAGGGAUAG